AGAAGAAAACAAAUUCAGUUACUUAAUCUUCAUCACCAUGGGUGGAACUUCGAUCUCCAUGGCUGGUAGAGUAACCAGGUUUCUGAAGAAUCGCCAUAGCUUCGAGUUCGUGUAUGGUGAUCUGCAGCAACCAGAUCAGAGUGUUGGUGAUGUUGUUGAGUUUGAAUUUCUUGACGACGGAGGUGAGGUGAUGUUAGGUCAGAGUGCUAGUAGUGAGGAAAUGGAAUUGAAUGUUGAAGAUGAACCGGAGAAGGAUCUGAACGACACCGUUGAGGAGGAUAGAAGCUUCUGGGAGAAUCAACAUCAGGUUUUGCAGGCGAAUAUAUGCAGAACGAGUUCAUUGGAAUCAAGGAUAAGGCAAGUGACGAAAGAAGCGAUUCUGGAAUUACAGAGCGGAGCAACCGUGUGUGGUUGCAGCAGAGAGGUGGCUGUGACCAGUUGCAGAAACUGCUUGAUGAGGGAAGUUUCUAGGAGGCUUCAGAAUGCAGGUUAUAAUAGCGCAGUUUGCAGAACAAAAUGGAGAAGCUCACCGGAUAUUCCAUCAGGGGAACACAGUUUUUUGGAUGUGAUAGACAAUACAAACUCAAAGAAAGGGGUGGUGAGGGUGAUGAUAGAGUUGAAUUUCCGAGCAGAGUUUGAGAUGGCAAAGGGAAGCGAAGACUACAACCGACUCGUCCGGAAGCUGCCGGAGGUGUUUGUAGGGAAAGUAGAAAGAUUAAGCAACGUGAUAAAGAUCUUAUGCAUGGCGGCGAAAAGGUGCAUGAAGGAGAAAAAAAUGCACUUGGGGCCAUGGAGGAAGCACAGGUACAUGCAAGCUAAGUGGUUGGGUCCUUGUGAGAGGAACACUUCAACAACUCCUCUGUCGUUGGGAUAUAAUUCUGAGAGGAUGCCAAAGCCAAAGCCAAAGCCAAAGAAGGCGUCCAUGUUGACUGUUGAUCUGUUAGAGAAGCUUCCAAACAUGCAUUGCACAGCGGUUGAGGUUUUGUAGUUGUAAGAUAGAGGAGUGAUCUGCAUAUGUUGCAGACAAAAUGUAAAUAGAAAUGGGUGCCCUGUUCAAAGCCUGAAUUAAAGUUCAUUAGCAUGAA
Molecule: messenger RNA, 1085 nt
Organism: Lotus japonicus
Lineage: Eukaryota; Viridiplantae; Streptophyta; Magnoliopsida; Fabales; Fabaceae
Exons: 3
Coding region: 38-988 (316 amino acids)
Source: RefSeq, a predicted model, not a curated record